This is a messenger RNA of Aspergillus wentii DTO 134E9, 471 nucleotides long. RefSeq lists its product as uncharacterized. Gene Ontology annotation, molecular function: ribonuclease III activity. The transcript is spliced from 2 exons. Bases 1 to 471 code for a protein of 156 amino acids. Gene Ontology annotation, biological process: RNA processing. The record is from RefSeq and is a predicted model, not a curated record. Lineage: Eukaryota; Fungi; Ascomycota; Eurotiomycetes; Eurotiales; Aspergillaceae.
AUGUCUCUCAUUUCCGGCUCUUUUGCUGAUAGAAUUCAUGACCUCGAGGAGAUGGUUGACUACGAGUUCACCAAUAACAGGUUCGCCGGAGAAUCCCUUCAGACUGCGGGAUCUUACAUUCCCGGAAUCCCAGCUGGUCCCACCGGAAACAAAAGACUCGCUCUAGUCGGAGAUGCGGUUUUGAGACUGGUCUUGACUGUGGAUGAAUACAAUAGAGGUCUCUCCAGAGGUGCCAUUGCCCAGAUUCUGACGACGCGUGCCAACAAUGCCUAUCUCGCUGAAAGGGGGUUUUUCCAAGGUCUCGAGCGCUUGAUCUUCACGAACCGCUCCCAGGGCAACUUCGUGUCGAAUGGAGACAUGUCCGACACUGUGGAAGCGAUUCUCGGGGCUGUCUGGAGGACAGCAGCGAGGAUAUCGCAGCCGUGCGCCGCGUCGUGCAGGCUCUUGGUCUGUCUGGCAAUUAAACCAUGA